GCAGCGCGUUAGGGCAAUGCCUACGAUUCACGCGAUGAUUUUCCUUCCAUCGACAUUCUUGAACCUCACCGCCAGCUUUGUAUAACCUUGGCUCAACACUUCGCUGCCUCUACCUGAACCUUCCUGCCCGGUCACCGAUAACACACGCCCUCUUUUGGCUACAGCAGCACCGAGGGGGCAUUUCCUCUCCCUCAGUCACUAUGGUGUCCUCAAUAUCCAGAUCGAUUCCCUCGUCCACGCCCCCGAGGUCCCCACCACCUCACUAUCAGACAUUCCUGACCCCUAUUCUCCAUCGACGAUUUGCUAGAGCAUGCCUAGUUGGUUUUGCCGCCUGUUAUGUUGAAUCUUUCGUGAUAAGUAACAAGUCGAGCUGUUAGCCUCCCUCGUUGUUAUCGCGUUGCUCUGCGAGAGACUGACGAUGGUAUUUGACCCUAGUUUUUUGGGCGAUUUUUCCAUUGGGAUGGACCGGAUUUAAGGCGGUCAUACUCUUCUUCCUAUCCGUAUUUCCCAUACUCAUCCUUCGGAUCUCGCAGCUUCACGGUAGCCCUCUCUCUAGCUUUCUCUUGGCUGGUUCGAUGAUUUUCGUACGGCAGCACUGACCCCUGGAAAUAGUGGGCGCAAGAUCGUAUACGACUGUCUUUCAUGCAAUGAAGACAUAUAUCGGAUCUUUCUCGACCUAUUCGACUCUCCUAACACACUCAUUUGCUUCUCUAGUGUUUGUUUUCCUCUAUUUGUGGUCUGGUUCGAGGGAGGAUCGCCUUGGCUUCAUCAUCGAGGGAAAGUAUGUAACCAGAGAAAUAGCGUAUUAUUGCCGUCAUUUACUAAUCUCCCCCUUAGGAGCUAUGAGCGCCCGCGGCUAAAUGAGCGAUUCCUAUAUAUGAUCUUUUUUGCCUGCUAUACUGGAUUUAUCCAAGCAGCGCUUCAUCUUUACGAGGAUCGGGGGAGACUCCAACUCCCGCAUCUCUAUGUAUGGCCAAGUGAGGUUGAGCCUACCUCUGUCUUGAAUGCUGAAUUAUCGCAGUUAUCCCCUAAGGCGGCCUUCAAGAAGAAAUUUCUUGAAGUCCCUUCUGGCGCCUUACACAUGGCGCUCGUAUCUGCUUGUACGGCCCCAUUUGCCUACAUGCCUUUUCGCGGAGUUGUAUGGCAUUAUACACUGGCCACUGCCAAAACCUUUUACUGGUAACACCACCGCUAGCCGGAGUAAGAGAGUUUUAUAUAUUGAUUUGGUGUUGUCUUCCAGGCUUAAUCGAUCUAGCACCCUUCCUUCAUUCCCUGUCGGCGCUGGCAUGUUUAUUAGAUCCCUGUGGCUUUCAUUUCUCAUUGGGGUCAUGUGGCAAAUUUCCAACAUAGCAUUCGAUGUUUAUUUCACCCAAAAGCCUCUCUCAGCGGAUGGUAAGACUGUCAGUGAGAAGUCUCCCGACCCUAAUGGGACUCUGGUUACUGGCUUAAAGGCUUCCCAAGCGCCAUUGACACAGGUUUGUUCUUGUGUGUCUAGUUUGGUGAAUGCUUGCUAAAGUUUUCUGUAGAUGUUGGCUUUCUGGGAAUUGGCUUACCUCUCACAAAAUUCGGCAGCGCGUAGAAAGGCGAUAUACACUGAUAUCAACCGCAAACCGGCCAACAUCUUUGAGCAAAUUUUGAACCAGGCUCUAUCCGUCCUCGGGGAAAUUGAUUUAAAGCUCGCGGAUGUUGGGAAGCCCCCAGCGCCUACAGCAGUGAUAUGUAAGUUUGCUUCGCCGGCCUUUUUCUAAAACGGACCCUAAUAUGGAUUAUUACAGCAAUAACGCCCAGUAGCACCGCAGCAUCAACCAUUCCCUCUCCCCCUCCGAUCCCUAUGAGUCCAAUCAGUCCCUUGUUAACAUCCCCAACUUCUCCUACACGUAAAUUUCUAGAGGGUGUCCAAUCGAAAGACGGAUCAACGCCCACCCUCCAACAUGUGAUUCAGAAACUUCCUUAUCAGCCGCCAUCAAUCGCAGAGGUGGAGGCUAGUGCCACUAAAAGCUUUAAAUCGAAAAUGGAGCCGUUUCUCUCCUCUCCUUGGGGGAGCAUGUUUAGACAGAGCAUACAUGCUACCACCUCACAACUUCUUCCAAAUGUGGGAUUGCAAAUUAAUGCUGUACAAGGUAUUUGCCUUUGUCCUUCUUGCCCGCCUCUAAGAGCACUCAAAGCUAACGCAUAUCUAGCGAUUUCUCGCCUGGUAACCUCAUCUCUCAUGGAAGAUGAAUUCGGUAUUGUUCAGAGACAUGCCUCCACACUCCUCGCUUCCUUCAUUUCAACGAUGGGUACGCUCGAGAAGUAUCUUGCUUCUCCACCAAUUAGUUGGACAGACGUAGAAGCUAUACAAAAACAAGAGAAGGGCGAACUAAAUUUAGUAGAACCGCACUUGCUACUCUCAGCCCUUAAAGAAGGUUUUAAGGAUAUGGCGACAGCAUACGCGCCGCAUAUUGAGAAAAUGCAGCUCUCGCCUCAAACCAAGAAGAUCAUUUUAGAAGCUCGAGAAAGAAGCUUGCCUUAAUGGGGUAUGAAUAAGGUGUUACUGGGGAGUGAUGAUACAUAUAAUUGCUUUUUGUUUUCCGUUCGACUGUUGUCUCUUUGAUUUUACUGCGAAAUCCGGCACAUGCAAGGGAGUUAUGUUUAUAGCAAGAUGCUUGGUCGAAGUCUGUAACUGUACUUGUGCAAGCUGCUGCGGUUCGAAAAAUUAUGUGAUUUUACCUUCUGAGUUUGAUCGUCACUCUCAUAAUGGCGAUAUCCAGUGCAUUCUGUUUUUUG
Molecule: messenger RNA, 2766 nt
Organism: Tuber aestivum (summer truffle)
Lineage: Eukaryota; Fungi; Ascomycota; Pezizomycetes; Pezizales; Tuberaceae
Source: the annotation of a GenBank genome assembly